This is a messenger RNA of Coregonus sp. 'balchen', 1625 nucleotides long. Lineage: Eukaryota; Metazoa; Chordata; Actinopteri; Salmoniformes; Salmonidae. The record is from the annotation of a GenBank genome assembly.
AUGGAGGGCAGUGGCAAUGGGUUGCCUGUAGAGAUGGCCUCCCCUGGGCCGUGUAUGGCUGGCAUGGAGGGGAACACCAGUGGGCAGGUGUUUGAGGUGGCGCUGCAGAACGGCUCCUCGUCCAAACGUAGCCCUCAGUUUGUGGGGGUGGAGCUGCUGCAGUCCUUCAAGCUGCUCAUCAUCCCCUGCUAUGUCCUGGUGAUGCUGAUCGGGGUGUUCGGCAACUACCUGCUGCUCUAUGUCAUCUGCCACACCCGCAAGAUGCACAACAUCACUAACUUCUUCAUUGGAAACCUGGCCUUCUCCGACAUGCUGAUGUGUGCCACCUGCGUCCCUUUCACCUUGGCCUAUGCCUUCAACCCCCGCGGCUGGGUGUUUGGGAGGUUCAUGUGCUACCUGGUUUACCUCAUCCAGCCAGUGACCGUCUAUGUGUCUGUCUUUACUCUCACUGCUAUUGGUAUUGACAGGUAAGCCUUGGUCAAGGUUGCAUUAACUAAACUUUUUUUGACUUUGAGUAGAAUGAGCACAUUAUCACAUUUCUAUGUAAGCUUCUCUAUCACAUUACGUAAUUACAUUUCCGCCACAGGUUUGAUCAUUUAUCCUUUAAUGUGAUUUCCUCUAUGGUGUUUCAGUAUUUGUGGCUGGACCAGAACGAUGAUUAGGUAUAGAUUCAAGUCUGUCACAUAAAGCACUCUUAACAGCUCUAUUCAGCACCAUAAUUACUUUUUUAAAAGCUCAACUCAGAGAGAUGAUUCAUACUUUAAGUCAAUAACAGGAAAUCAAAUCAUCUGCAGGGUCAUUCACAUCAAAUGAUGGAGAGGCAAGAGAAGAAGCAUGAUGUGAUGUCUUUACACAAGCAUGACACAGUGCAAUUAUUUUCAGAUCAGAAAGCUAAACUAUACCCACACUUUACAUGGUAUAUUGAUCCUAUCGCCAGGUACUAUGCCACAGUUCACCCUCUGAAGAAGCGGAUCUCAGUGCUGGCGUGUACCUACCUCCUAUCUGGAAUCUGGCUGCUCUCCUGUGGUCUUGUGGCCCCGGCCGUGGCCCACACCUACCAUGUUGAGUUCAAGAACGACGGCUUUACCAUCUGUGAGGAGUUCUGGAUGGGCAAGGAGAGAGAGAGGUUGGCCUACGCAUACAGCACACUUUUCAUGACCUACGUCCUGCCUCUGUCUGCCCUCUGCAUCUCUUACCUCUGCAUCUCUGUCAAGCUCCGUAACUGUGUGGUGCCUGGCCAUCGCACCCAGAGCCAGGCCGAGGCCCAGCGAACCCGCAAGCGCAAGACCUUCCGUCUGAUCACCCUGGUGGUGGCGGCCUUCGCCGUGUGCUGGAUGCCCAUCAGUGUGUUCAACGUGUUGCGGGACAUUGACAUUGACCUGAUCGACAAGCGCUACUUCCUGCUCAUCCAGCUGCUGUGCCACAUGUGUGCCAUGAGCUCGUCCUGCUGUAACCCGUUCCUGUACGCCUGGCUGCAUAACCGCUUUCGCGCCGAGCUGCGCAAGAUGUUCACCUGCCACCGCCGCAUCGGCAUCCCUGCAAACAACUGUGCCACAAACAGUGUGAACCCCUUCAUCCCACCCUUCCACCCACCCGCACAGGAUGUGUUCAGAGAAUGGUCUUAA